AUGUUAAAUAUUGGUCAUUCAAUGGCUAUGAUUCCUGAUUAUUCAAAAGGAAAAGAGGCAGCGUUACGGAUUAUGCAACUCAACAAACGACAAUCACGAAUAAAUCCUUAUGAUGAUUCAGGAAUUAUUCUGAAAGAACUUCAAGGCAAUCUUGCAUUUCACGAUAUUCAUUUUCGAUAUCUAAAUCGACCAAACCUUCGGACUCUCAGAGGUUUCUCUAUGACAUGCCCAACCGGCGGCACAACAGCACUUGUUGGACCAUCAGGCAGUGGAAAAUCGACUAUUAUUGCAUUAUUGCAACGAUUUUAUGAUCCAUUGAAAGGCAAAAUUUUACUUGAUGGGCAUGAUAUAAAACUUCUCAACAUCCAAUGGCUACGAUCAUUGAUGGGUCUUGUUCAACAAGAACCAGUUCUUUUCAAUCUUUCUAUUCGUGAUAAUAUUGCUUAUGGUGACAAUAGUCGACAAGUGACGCAAGAUGAAAUCGAAGCAGCUGCUCGAAUGGCGAACAUUCAUGGGUUAAUCAUCUCAUUACCUAAAGGUUAUGAAACAUUAUGUGGACCACAAGGUAAUCAACUGUCUGGUGGACAAAAACAACGAAUUGCUAUUGCUCGAGCAUUAGUUCGUUCACCAAAAAUUCUUCUUCUCGAUGAAGCAACAUCAGCAUUAGACAACAAAAGUGAAAAAGUGGUUCAAGAUACAUUAGACCAAGCUCGAUCAGGUCGAACAUGUUUGACUAUUGCUCAUCGUUUAUCGACAAUUCGAAAUUCAGAAAAGAUUGCUGUUGUGGAUCGAGGCAAACUGGAAGAAGAAGGAACGCAUAAAGAACUUAUGCAAAACCAUGGAAUUUAUGCAAAGCUAGCAUGUGCACACAGAAUAUCUGCUUCAACAUCAUCAUAA
This is a messenger RNA of Rotaria sp. Silwood2, 897 nucleotides long. NCBI's taxonomy places the organism in Eukaryota, Metazoa, Rotifera, Eurotatoria, Philodinida, Philodinidae. The record is from the annotation of a GenBank genome assembly.